UAACAGCACGUCAGCCCUGGCAUCAAUCUAGUCUGAGAGCGACUUUUAGAACUGGGACUACCGCUGUUGGACUCUUUUGGGAAAACUUGCUUUUGUUUCUUGCGAGCCUGAAACUGUUUUUUUUUUGUGGAAAUACAAGCUCUUCGCUCUCAAUCGCCUGAAAAGAUGCUGCUCCUUCUCCUGGGAAUCGUCCUCCUGCACGUCGCUGGUCUGGUCCUCCUGUUUGUGUCAACAAUUGUCAGCGUUUGGACGUCAGGUGAAACUGGCACCUCAGACCUCUGGACAAACUGCACUACUGCCAAUGGAGGAUACCACUGUGACCCGGCAACAACUGGAGAGUGGAUUCAGGCGGUCCAGGCCCUCAUGAUCCUAUCCAUCAUCUUCAGCUGCCUGGCUCUCUUCCUCUUCUUCUGCCAGCUCUUCACUCUGCAGAAGGGCGGACGCUUCUUCCUCACUGGAACCUUCCAGAUCCUUGCCAGUUUGUUCGUGAUGAGCGGAGCCAUCAUCUACAUGGUGAUGAGUCCGCAGUGGGUGCCGGGGACCGACGUCUUCGGCUACUCCUACAUCUUGGCGUGGGUGGCCUUCCCUCUGGCGCUGAUCAGCGGACUCAUCUAUGUCAUCUUGAGGAAGCGAGAAUGAGCCGUCACUCCAUCCAAUGUUCCCAGUAACCCAACUGCAAGCGUCAUCAGUCCCACUCUGAAGUAAAAAAAAAGUUUUGAUGCCCGAGUACCAAUGGCCCCUGGAGCCACCAGACCAACACAACCAGAUCACAGCAAGGGGGGGAGGGUGGUAAUACCAAAAAUCAACAAGCAAACCAACACAAAACAACCAAUACUGUCUCAGUUAAAAGAUGUAUAUAGUAUCUAUGGUUUAAAACCUAUUUAUAACACUUUUUACAUAUAUGUACAUAGUUGUUGAGUUGCUCUGUCAAUGGAUACAUGUAUGAGCUUUGUUUUAGCUGAUUAAGUGCCUCAAUGUUUGUUUGUAAUGAUGAAAUAAUUAGAUGCUAUUGUUGUUGCGUUUCCUUUUUUUGUUGCCUUUUUUUUGUUUUGGUAAUUGCCAAAGAAUUAUAAAAAAAAAAAAAAGAAGCAAAAAAGUUACUUCAAGUAUUUUAACCAAAGUGCAUGUAUAGAAAUAGAAGGGUUAGAAGAAGAGAUUUUGCGAUGGGCUUGCUUUACAAAACGAGUGGUAACAUCCCUGGAUGUAGCACAGCCAGGAUAUAUAGAUUUGGUCCUUUUCUAUUUUGUGAAGUUUCAAGUUUCAGUGUUUUUAUUUUCAGUAUUUUUCUAUUUCUUAUUUUCAACAAAAGAUGGUGCUAUGUAUUUAUCAUUCCUAUUACUGAUAGCAAUCAUUGACAACGGAGUUACCUUGUUCUUGUUUAGAGUCAAACGGCCAUUAAUUAAAGUGGGAAUCAGACAGAGGUACACCUGUACGUACAGUGCCUGACUGCCUCUUUAGGGAACACAGUCCAUUUCACAUUGCAGUGUCUGAUUUCUCUUCUCUUCAUCAGCUACUGUAAAAUGAGUAACUGAGUUUGGGGCGGUGCACUGAUGAAAUCCAAAUAGAAUGGCAGUAUUAUUCUGCGAGUUUGUGGAAGAGUUGGAUUACAGUGAAAUUACUUCAUAUCGGCUUUACUUUAACUCUAUGUUCCUUAAUCGUACCCUCAUUCUGAUGUUUGUGUUCACCUGGCUGUUAAAGUCUCAAGAAGCCAAAUUGCCUAUUUAGUAGAAUACCAUAAAGAAGAUAACACUGUGGGGCGUUAUAGCCUAAGAAAUAAAGUAUACAUGAUAUGACUACCAGAAAGAAAUGCCACUGAGUUGAAGCCAUAUAAGAUAAUAUCAGAUGAUAGGAAAAACGUAUGUAGUAUUAACUCUAUAUGUGAUGAAAAGGACAGAGAGGUUUGCAGUGAUGACACAAAUUGCCUGUUUCAAAUACUUGAAGUUUGACAUGCUGCCGUCUCUGCCCACUGACGUCUAUGAGUUCUUCUCUUAUUCUGUGUAAAACGCUGUUCGUGUGUUGCGCCAUAACAAGACGGUGAUGAGAAUCUAGCAUAAAACACUCACUUACUCAAUAAAACUUACUCUCACGUUAUCUAAUACUGUGUAUUCCACUGCUACAAGGGACUGGAUUCACGCUAACACUUGAUGCAUGCAGAAUUUCUAGCCAUUUUCUCGUCUGUCUUCCCGUAAACUCUGAAUCGCACAUCUCUGGGCUGCAAAAAGCAUCAUGUUGGGGGGGGACUGCCAGUAGAUGGGGAGAGAUAUUACAGUGAUAGCGAAUUCUGAACCAUCCUGAUUGCAUGUUCACAUGCUAUGAAAUGAAACAAAGAUGUCAGAGACUGAAACGCAGUAUGUAAAAUUCCUGUGUGCAGUCUGUUACAGUGUUGCCAUCGUACUCCGCAGUAGAUCAAAUAAGCUGCCUUGUGCAUGUGGUUGCAAAUGCUGUUAUGUGACUUGUGUUACACACACUGGGGGGGUUGGGGGGGGCGAAGGCACGGCGGUUGGCACCCCGACGGCAGUCAUUCAAAACAUGCAGCUAGUGUUUCAGUGUCAUCGGCGUCUCUCUCAGCAUCAGAAAUAGGAGGCCUUGGUGUCUUGAACACUGUAAGCAACGGUCUGUCCUCCUCUUGACAUCUCCUGUGACAUCCUCCCGAGACAGAGCUAUGCUGUGGUGGAAUUAAAGCAUUUAAUUCAGAGUUUACACGAGCUAGUCUGCUGUGGGUUUUUUGUCUUCCUUUUUGUCUUUCUUGUUAGCAUGAUGCUCAUUAUCGGGUUCAGUUAGAAGAGAUCGCCUCUAAUGACAGCUGCCCUUCUAUUUUGUGCAAAGCGACAAGAGUUCAAAUGUCUACGCCAUGUUUACACCUAAACUUCCAAAUGCUCUUGAUAUUACCAAAGCUACUUUGAGUUUAAAUCAUUAAAGGAUGUUUCUUACCACCA
Anarrhichthys ocellatus (wolf-eel) is the source of this 2936-nucleotide messenger RNA. RefSeq names its product peripheral myelin protein 22b (gene pmp22b). The transcript has 5 exons. Bases 166 to 639 code for a protein of 157 amino acids. The record is from RefSeq and is a predicted model, not a curated record. Gene Ontology annotation, cellular component: plasma membrane. NCBI's taxonomy places the organism in Eukaryota, Metazoa, Chordata, Actinopteri, Perciformes, Anarhichadidae.